AUGAUCUCCAUGCUCUUCCUCGGCCGCCUCGGCGAGCUCGCUUUAGCCGGCGGGUCCCUCGCCGUCGGCUUUGCUAACAUCACCGGUUACUCUAUUCUCUCUGGCCUCGCCAUGGGAAUGGAACCCAUUUGUGGUCAAGCUUUUGGUGCCAAAAGGCAUACUCUGCUUGGCCUCUCUUUGCAGAGAACAGUACUUCUUCUAAUAUUUACAUCCUUACCCAUUUCUCUUCUCUGGCUAAACAUGAAGAAACUCCUCCUCCUUUGUGGCCAAGAUGAAACAAUUGCCUCUGAAGCUCAACUUUACCUCCUCUGUUCUCUCCCUGACCUUCUUGCUCAGUCUUUACUGCACCCUUUGAGAAUUUACCUCAGAACUCAAUCCAUUACCCUGCCUUUAACAUUUUGUGCAACUCUAGCAAUCAUCCUUCAUAUUCCCAUCAAUUACUUUCUUGUCUCGUACCUCAAUUUAGGCAUCAGAGGUGUGGCUCUAAGUGGGGUUUGGUCUAACUUCAAUCUCGUAGCUUCUUUAAUCAUCUACAUCAUUAUCUCUGGGGUCCACAAGAAAACCUGGGGAGGGAUUUCAAUGGACUGCUUCAGAGAAUGGAGGACUCUUCUCAAUUUGGCAGUGCCAAGCUGCAUUUCUGUGUGCCUAGAAUGGUGGUGGUAUGAGAUCAUGAUUUUGCUCUGUGGUUUGCUGUUAAACCCAAGAGCCACUGUUGCUUCAAUGGGCAUUUUGAUCCAAACCACUUCUCUGAUCUACAUAUUCCCCUCGUCCCUAAGCUUCAGUGUGUCCACAAGAGUUGGCAACGAAAUAGGCGCAAACCAACCGAAAAAAGCAAAGAUUGCAGCCAUUGUAGGCCUGUGUUGCAGCUUCAUACUAGGCCUUGCAGCUCUGAUCUUUGCAGUCAUGGUGAGGAACAUUUGGGCAAGCAUGUUCACACAGGACAAGGAGAUAAUAAAAUUAACAUCAAUGGUUUUGCCUAUAAUUGGUCUCUGCGAGCUUGGAAAUUGCCCACAAACAACAGGGUGUGGAGUUCUGAGAGGCACAGCGAGGCCUAAAGUUGGAGCAAACAUAAACUUGGGGUGCUUUUACCUCGUGGGAAUGCCAGUGGCUGUGGGGUUGGGUUUCGUUCUUGAGUUGGAUUUUCAGGGGCUGUGGCUAGGCCUGUUGGCUGCACAGGGAUGCUGUGCUCUGACCAUGCUGGUGGUUUUAGGUGUUACAGAUUGGGAGUUUGAAGCUCAGAAAGCCAAACAGCUGACCGGGGCUGAGGAAGUGGUUGAUGACAGCGAAGAGGUUGAGGAAGACAAGCCAAGCAAAGCUAAAAUCAAGGAAGAUUGUUUAGAUUACGCUAAUAAUAAUAAUAAUAACUCACAUGUUUAG
Prunus armeniaca (apricot) is the source of this 1377-nucleotide messenger RNA. Lineage: Eukaryota; Viridiplantae; Streptophyta; Magnoliopsida; Rosales; Rosaceae. The record is from the annotation of a GenBank genome assembly.